Molecule: messenger RNA, 1883 nt
Organism: Cercocebus atys (sooty mangabey)
Lineage: Eukaryota; Metazoa; Chordata; Mammalia; Primates; Cercopithecidae
Gene: TIGD6
Product: tigger transposable element derived 6
Exons: 2
Coding region: 219-1784 (521 amino acids)
Cellular component (GO): nucleus
Molecular function (GO): DNA binding
Source: RefSeq, a predicted model, not a curated record
UUAAGGUGAAAGGACUGCUUCCGGCCAGAGGUCCCGGGCAGAGGAGGAAGCUGUGGUUGCCGGCGGUGGGGCACCCCGGCCGCUCAGCCCCUGAGCACUGCUGUGGGGCGUUCAGGUACUCCAUUUUGUCUUCUCAGUUUGCCACACUUGUGGCAAAGCAAGCUGCGAGGAGGAACCAGACAGCCCGGUUAGUCGUGGCCAGCCCUCACUCCCUGGAAAUGGCAAACAAGGGGAACAAGAAGCGUCGGCAGUUCUCUCUGGAAGAGAAAAUGAAAGUUGUGGAAGCUGUAGACUCAGGCAAGAGGAAAGGUGACGUGGCAAAAGAAUUUGGUAUCACUCCCUCUACUUUAUCUACAUUCUUAAAGGAUCGCACCAAAUUUGAAAAAAAGGUACGGGAGGCAUCCGUGGGACCCCAGCGGAAAAGGAUGAGGAGCGCUCUUUAUGAUGACAUUGAUAAGGCUGUUUUUGCUUGGUUUCAAGAAAUCCAUGCCAAAAACAUUCUUGUGACUGGUUCUGUCAUUCGGAAAAAAGCACUAAACUUGGCCAACAUGCUUGGCUAUGACAAUUUUCAAGCAAGUGUGGGCUGGCUGAACAGAUUUAGAGAUCGCCACGGAAUUGCUUUGAAAGCAGUCUGUAGAGAAGAUACUGACAGAUUAAUGAAUGGUCUAGGAAUAGAUAAGGUUAACGAGUGGCAUGCAGGGGAAAUUAUAAAACUGAUUGCUGACUACAGCCCAGAUGAUAUCUUUAAUGCUGAUGAGACAGGAGUGUUUUUCCAGUUGCUUCCCCAGCAUACACUUGCUGCUAAAGGAGACCAUUGUAGAGGGGGCAAGAAAGCAAAGCAGCGGUUGACAGCACUCUUUUGUUGCAAUGCCUCAGGGACUGAAAAAAUGAGACCAUUGAUCGUUGGUAGGUCAGCCAGCCCACGCUGCCUCAAGAACAUCCAUUCCCUCCCUUGUGAUUACCGGGCCAACCAGUGGGCUUGGAUGACAAGGGAUCUGUUUAAUGAGUGGCUGAUGCAAGUGGAUGCCAGGAUGAAGAGGGCGGAACGCCGGAUCCUCUUGCUGAUCGACAACUGCUCUGCUCAUAACAUGCUUCCACGCUUGGAAAGGAUUCAGGUUGGGUAUCUGCCCUCCAACUGUACUGCUGUCCUGCAGCCACUGAAUCUUGGCAUAAUUCACACCAUGAAAGUACUAUACCGGAGCCACCUUCUCAAACAGAUCCUCCUCAAGCUCAGCAGCAGGGAGGAUCAAGAAAAGGUGGACAUCAAGCAGGCCAUCGACAUGAUUGCUGCAGCAUGGUGGUCAGUCAAGCCAUCCACAGUGGUCAAAUGUUGGCAGAAGGCAGGCAUCAUCCCUAUGGAAUUUGCAGAAUGUGACAUAGAAUCAGCAGCCAGUGAACCAGACACUGCCAUUGAAAAGUUGUGGCACACAGUGGCUAUUGCCACCUGUGUCCCAAAUGAAGUAAAUUUCCAGGACUUUGUUACUGCAGAUGAUGAUCUCAUUAUCUCUCAGGACACAGACAUCAUCCAGGGCAUGGUGGCUGGCGAAAAUACCAGUGAAGCAGGAAGUGAAGAUGAAGGGGAGGUAUCUUUACCGCAGCAACCAAAAGUCACCAUCACAGAAGCCAUAUCAAGUGUACAGAAACUUAGACAGUUCCUUUCCACUUGUGUAGACGUUCCUGAUGCCAUUUUUGGACAAUUAAAUGGCAUAGAUGAAUAUUUAAUGAAAAGAGUGACACAAACCCUUGUUGAUUCCAAAAUUACAGAUUUCCUCCAAACAAAGUAAUGCAGGAAUUUAUUUCAGAAAAUGUAGUUUACAAGAAUAAAGAUUUCUUCAGAUAGGCUGUUGAGCCAAUUUAAGUAAAGCAAUAUUAUUAUGACAACA